Messenger RNA from Bombus huntii, 4850 nucleotides. It is a transcript of the gene Mcm10, whose product is annotated as protein MCM10 homolog. Gene Ontology annotation, biological process: DNA replication; DNA replication initiation. NCBI's taxonomy places the organism in Eukaryota, Metazoa, Arthropoda, Insecta, Hymenoptera, Apidae. Gene Ontology annotation, cellular component: replication fork protection complex; nucleus. The coding region runs from base 2481 to 4622 and encodes 713 amino acids. The transcript has 4 exons. Gene Ontology annotation, molecular function: DNA replication origin binding; single-stranded DNA binding. The record is from RefSeq and is a predicted model, not a curated record.
GGGUGGGGGUCACGCACGAGGUACGACGAGGGGGUCAAGGGGCAAGGCACGCGCCUGGAGGGGACUCGCCCUCCCAUGUUUUACCUUUUCCUCCGACGAUGCUCUAGGUGACUCCGACCGAGGAAAUUGCAAGCUCUGCCUCUAUCAAACGGAGGCACGACCGAGUUCGUUAAUAAAGGGUAAAAAACGAGUGAUUCUCCAGCUUCGCUACGCGCCUCUUUCGAUUCCAGGAAACAUGCUACUUUGUAGAAAUUAUGUUGACAACAACGUUGCUAUGGACAGUUGUGUAUAUUGCAGUUGUACGGCGGAGCGCGCGUUUUACCAUGACGCGAACCAACGCGUUCAACGAUAUACGCUAAGGCUAAUCGAUCGUUUGACGCAGAUGGUACGGAGUCCUCGAAGGAACCGAAAGGACGAAAGAGAGAACCACUGCGUGUUACACCGUUCUACUCGAAAAACUUCGUAACCAUACGCUUUCCCCAUGACUAACAGGUGGAAGGCGUUUGAAACGUGCAGCUUUCCUCGAGAUUAGCAGGUGGAGGAUACUAUUGGUGCCUCGUGCCGCGGAUUAUUUCGAACCAGAUCUGGAGAAACCACCUUCCCUUGUAGAAAGCAUAUGGACGAUUUAGCGAUUUAGACAAAUCGCAUUGAGGUUUAAUUAUAGAUAAGCCAACCGACGCUGUUCGUUACAACGCGAAGAUAUAGCAGUGGACACUUCUUGCAAAUUAUAUAUUAAAGAGAAACGAUUUUCCAACGGCACCAGAGAAAGAAAUUCUUGCUUUGAGAAAAGUUAUCGUCACAAAUAAGAAAGUAAUAUAGCUGCAGGAUCGAUAGACAGUAGUAAAGUGUAGCGGAGAAUAUGUUUUAUUGAUGACUUAUUGCUGGAAUCGAUCGUCGGUUCCACGGUAGCAAAUAGAGUAACAGUAUACAUAUGCUUCUUAGUCACUGAAAAUUAUAGCAUUAUCAUUCGCUACUGUUUGUAGAUAUAUAUUAAGAGUUUUUUUCGAAAAUUAUACUAAUUUUUCCACUGUCGAUCAUCAAAUAUAUUUGUUUCAAUUUUAUUACAUUAUCGAUGACGUGAUUCUUGUUAUUCCUGUUAUUUAUGAAAUAAACACCAAGUGUAAUGGCAAUUAGAUACAACUACUCUUACAGAUGGUGGCUUACGUAAAGAAUAUGAAAUGACUUGCACGCUAUGAUUACUGCAGCGCAAACUUAAAACGAACGUCCAUGCCGUGCUAUUUAUUUCGCUCGAUAAUCGUUCACGCAUACGAAAGCACAAUGUUUAAAAUAAAAUUUCGUGCUGUUUUUAGAAAAAUUCUAAAAGUGUAUUCUACUUCGUUGUUAUCGUGAUUCUGUUACUGAAUGAGGUAAAGAAAGGUUUCACAAACGUAUUGAGCAUUCUUUUACAAAUUUAUUAAUUCGGUUGAAUUCUUUUAGUUUUUAACGGCUUCUUUACGAUAACAGUAUUAUGAUAAAAGAUUAUAACAUUUUUCAAAUUCGUAGGUAGACUGAUUUCAAAAAUAAAGGAUGUCACGCAUCAUCUUGUAAAAUCAGAGAAGGAAUAAGAAAUGCGUUUCAAAUCCAUGCACACGGAUAUUUCGGUGCUACUUUUCCUUCCACAAAACUCAUUUCUGUAUCCUUUAGACAGACUGCAAUAUCCAAAAUAAAUCUUUCAUAUGACCGAUCGAUUUUCAUGCUACGGAUUGAUGAAAAGACAACUUUCACGCUACAAAAAUCGUUAAUAGAUACAUAUAAAUAAGCUUUAAUGCUCCCUAUUAACCUAUAUUGAUUGCAAAUAUUUCUAUCUUUUAUUAAGUAAUUAUAUUGCGUUUCAAAUCAAAUAUUUUAACAAUUUUGGUGUAUUAAUUCUGCCUGUUUUUCAUCAAUUAUGUUGAACUUAAAAGAUAUAAUUUGUUUCAAACAACAUCAGAAAUUAUAAAGAUUUAUAUAUACGUACAAUUGUAUUUAGUAAUUUGUAUUUAGUAUUUAGAGUUUUUAGAAGUACUAUGUUUCUUAGAGUAUGAUGUCUUGCAGUAUACUCGUAUAAUAUAACAGUACCUCAAAUUGCACACAUUAAUUUAUCUAUUUGUAAUACCGAAUACUUCAUUUUAUUGGUUAGUUCUAUUUUGUCCAAUUUUCGGGCCACUAAUACGAUUUAUUUAGAAAGGCAUAAUACUUAAUUGUUUCCAAUAUUAAGUAAUUGGAUUAAAAGAAACUUUAUAUCUACUCGUGAUAAUUUUACAAAUACGAAACAGAUUCGAGAAGCAAUUUUUUGGUCGUACCGAUGAAAACAUAGCUUGUCAUUAAGAAAUGGCGGGAAAGAUGGCAGACUGUUUUGAUAAUCACUCGUGACUUGUUGCUUACCUGUAUAAUGAACGCGUUAAGCUGACUAUUAAGGGGUCUUAAAGAUAUAAUUUUUUUUUAGCGAUUAAGUUUUAACAUCUUCUGUAUUAAAAGUAAACAAUUUCUGCGUGUAAUUUAUGUUUAAAAUGGAUAAUGAUAGUGAUUCUGACGUAAAUGAUAUUUUAAAUGAUCUCUUAGCUAAUAAUGAUACAGAAGAAAAUCAGGAAUUAUCUCAAAAAGAAACUCGAAAAGAAACUCUUCAAGAACUAGACUUUAAUUUCUUAGACAGUACACCUAAAACAACUGAUGAAAGUAAAUCUACUAAUUCCCAGGAAAAAAGUGAAGUUUAUGAUGAUACCCUUGACUCUUCGGAUGAUGAAGACAGGCGUUACUUCGAGGAACAAAAAUAUUCCAAUUAUGGACGUGAUAUAAAAACUUUAUUAAAAAAAGAAACUAUUAAAAAAGAUGAGGAUAGACCACUUCCACGUAAAAGCAGCAGAACAUUUGAUUUUAGUGCAACAAAAACCAAUAAAAAUUUAAAUACGGUAACAAAUAAUGCUAUUGUUACAGCAAAAGAUGUUUACAGUGAUCCAUUUUUUGGAUUAAGAAUCGUUAAUCCAAUAAUCUCUUCAGCAGAGCUGAAAGCACGUAUGAGUGAUAAAGUACCUGUUACCGUAUCAAGAAUAAAAUAUCAUCUUAAUCCAGAAAAAAUGGAGAAAGACUGGGUAAUUGCAGGAGUAUUAAUAAAUAAAUCUACACCAAAAACUUCUCAAAAAGGAAGUACAUAUGCUAUAUGGAAAAUAAGCGAUUUAUCUGAUAAUAUGAAUACUGUGUGCCUUUUUAUGUUUAGUAAUGCAUAUAAAACACUAUGGAAAACUACUAUUGGGACUGUGAUAGGUAUUCUUAAUCCAAAUGUCUUGGAAUCUAAAGACAAUUCUGAUUUAGCAACAUUAUCAGUUGAUAAUCCUCAGAGGGUCAUGAUACUUGGUAAAUCUAAAGAUAUGGGGAAAUGCAAGUCCAGGAAAAAGAAUGGAGAACCAUGUAGUUCUAUUAUAAAUCUUAGUCGUUGUGAAUUUUGUUUAUAUCACAUCAAGCAAGAAUACAAGAAAUGCUCUCGCAGAGCAGAAUUACAGGCAUUUAGUAAUACUCAGAAAUUUUCGAUAGAUAUGUUAAAACAAAAACCACAGCAAAAACAAAAAUCAUUUUUCAACAAUAUGCCUGAAUUUAAUGCUGUUGUUGCUGUAAAAAAUAAAAAAUUAGAAGAAAAAGAUGCCAAACGAUUGGCAUUACUUUCAGGAAGCCAGAAGAUUAAUGAUUCAACUAUCAAUAGUUUAGAUAAUGUAAAAAAUCAAAAUGUGAAAGCAGAUAUACCAGGACAACAAAUAAAAAAAGACUUUGAACAGAUGAAUAAGUCGAGAGGUUGGAAAGCUGCUGUAUUAUCGCAAACAUCUUCGGUCCACAAGACAUCCUCUUCAUCUACGUUAAUAGAGUUAAAUUCCUGCAAAAAUAAUAAUAUAGGAAACAAAAAUUUGUCUUCUCUAUCUUCAAAUCCUCGCUUAGGUAUUGGUUGUCUUGGAGGAACGAUAGAUUUGUCAGAGCCUAUAACUAAAAAACAAAUUAACAUAGCUAAAAAUAAUGCUGUAAAAUGGAUUAAAGAAAAUGGAAAAAUUAAACCUAAAGAUCCUAACAAAGUACGUUUGAGUAAAGAGGAGAAACUAAAAAAGGGAAAAAAACGUCCAAGAGAAUCAGAAAAUGAUGAAAGGCAAGAAACAAAGAAAUCAAAUGUACUAUCAGAUAAAUUUAAAGAAAUGAUGCAAACUAAAUCUGCUCAUACUGAUCUCAUUGAAAAAUCUUAUGAACAAGAGCAAGACAAAUAUUUCAAUAAGCUAGAGAUGAAAGAAAGAAUGGAAGAGAAAAUGUUGACUACUUAUAAGGUUCCUUGUAAAGCUGUUAGAUGUUUAAUUUGUAAAUAUACGUCUUUUUCUGCUUCUGAAAUGUGCAAAGAGCAGAAUCAUCCAUUGCGUGUUGCUGAUGCGGUGAAAAGAUUCUUCAAAUGUGGAGAUUGUGGAAAUAGAACAGUGAGUUUAGACAGAAUACCUUCGCAUAGUUGUAUAAAAUGCAGCAGUUCAAAUUGGACAAGGGCUGCAAUGAUGGAUGAAAGAAGAACAAAUGUUUCCGUCACCACAUUAUCCAUUCGCGGAGAUGAGGAAACUUUUAUAGGAUCAACGACUAAAGAUGCCAAUCUUAAUCUCUUGGUACCAGAUAAGGAUGACAAGUAGUAUCAUUAUAAAUAAAAAUUUAUAAAAUAUUAUAUACAAGAGUGACAUCUUUGCUAUAAGUUUACAUCUAUUUAACUUUUAUACUGUAUCUUAUAAGCAUAGAUAAUUGUUUGUAUUAUUGUCCUUAACAUCAAUACUCUUUUACUAUGUGAAAUACACAAGUAUAAAAAAACUCUGAUGUGAUGUAGCUAUAUGUAUAUAUAAAUAUAAUUUAAUGUUUUUACAAGA